Molecule: messenger RNA, 272 nt
Organism: Microbotryum saponariae
Lineage: Eukaryota; Fungi; Basidiomycota; Microbotryomycetes; Microbotryales; Microbotryaceae
Source: the annotation of a GenBank genome assembly
AUGUGUAUUGGACAUGGUACAGCUCUCAUCCUUACGAUGAUCGGCGAUCGAACGGGUAGAACCCUCUGUACGGCCCUCCGAAUCGAGGGGUGUAGAACCCCAUCCGUCAAACCCAUAUUCGGCGCAUCAACGAGCGUCAAAGCUCGAGAAGGGCGUCGGGAAGUCGUCGGUCCUAAUACGGGGGAAGAGAAAGGCUGGGGUAGUCGAGAUGCGGGUAGGUGUAGAGGUGCUUCGUUGCCGUUGGGGAAGGAGGAGGACAGGCCUUCGAGUAG